GCUACGACUUCGACAAAGAAGCGCAAGCUGAUCAAACUAGAGGAGCUCACCGACAUGGACAGUUCGCUGCAAAGACCUCUCUUCACGUACGCGUCGUCGGGUUACAAGCGACUCGCCUCCAUGCUGAGAGACAGUGAAGAUCCAGUGUCCGUGAAUGAGUCUUUCAUGGGCGAAUCCAACGUGUCGUCAUCAGAAAUCGACUACCAGAAGACGACCGACGCGGAAUCCAACUACGGGUUUACCGGCUUUUCGAAAACGGACACAUUCAGCCGAAACCGAAGAGCGACCGAGAAGCUGGACCUGAUAUUAUUCCGCAAGAAAAGCUUCGGACGAUUCUGGAGUUUCGGAGUCAACUUGGAAGCAGUGACAGGCGAGGGAGGGACCACCUUCUACGUUGUCGAGAGCGUGAAGCGAGGCAGCCCGGCUCAGAGGUCCCAGAUUCUGGUCGGCGAUGUGGUGGUCGCCAUCAACGGCACCAAGCUCGCUGGACUGCCUCUCAACAUUGUUCGGAAGAUCAUGAACGCCUCCGGGGACCAGCUCGUCCUCACCGUGCUGUCGUCCAGUCCGUACAGAAUCAUAAACACCAGGCAGGACAUGAACAACAUCCUUCAGUCAUGUGGCCGACAGACGCUAACCCUGUCUCUAGUGCGAGCUGGAUGCCGCAAAGGGGCGUGGUAUGGUUUCACAACAUUCGAGGCGAAAACCUGGGACCAGCAGCAAAAGGCUUUCAGCCGUCUGCAUAUUGUACAGCCUAUGCGUACACGUACAGCGCGAGCCUUUAAAAACUCGCCACCCGUUUUUCCGAACGGAUGGAUCCCAGUUCUUGAGUCUGCGCAGCUUCAGACAGGCGAAGUGAAGGCUCUCAACGUCAUCGGCUUAGAGCUGGUAGCAUUCCGCACCGAAGACGGCGUUGCGCAUAUUAUGGACGCUUACUGCCCCCAUCUGGGUGCCCACCUGGGGGUGAUGGGCCGCGUGGUGGGAGACUGCAUAGAGUGCCCGUUCCAUGGGUGGAGGUUCCAAGGAGACACCGGCGCUUGCACACACGUCCCAUACGCUGUGAAAGUUCCGGAGUUCGUGAAGGCCACGAAAUGGGAGUCACGCGAAUCCCUCGGCCUGGUGUUCGUGUGGUAUCACGCGGAUGGCGCGGCUCCUUCAUGGGAGCUGCCGGACGUGGCCGAGAUCGAGAAGGGCCUCUGGAAGCAGGAGCACCGCUUUGAGCACAUCGUCGAGGCGCACAUUCAGGACAUCGCUGAGAACGGCGCCGAUCUGGGCCAUUUUAAUCAGAUUCAUCGUGCCUCGUGCUUCCUAACCAGCGAACAGUUCCAGCGCACACUCGGAGACUCCUGGUGGGGCCGCUUGGUCAACCACUCCUGGCAGGCUACCUGGACUCCGCACGAGCACACGGCUUCGGUAGACGUGGCAGCGUGUGUGUCGGUACUCGGCACGUGCCCCGACUUCCUCAAGCACCGCGUCCAGGUGCUCCAAGUGGGGCCCGCUCUGGUGCUGGUUCGCAUGCAUAGCCGCCACGGCGACUGCCUCAUCAUCCAGUCGCUGACACCACUGGCGCCCUUCCGAGUGCGCCUUGUCCAUCGAUUCUACCCUGAGCCCCAGCUACCUUGGAUCAUCCGGCGCCUGAACGUCCUCGGCUUCAGGCAUAUGGUGGAGAGGGAUAUAGCUGUUUGGAAUCACAAGACCUACCUGAAGCAGCCUGCCUUGGUCAAGGAAGACCGAACGAUUGUGUCCUUCCGAAAAUGGUUCUCUCAGUUCUAUAGUGAAAGCAGCCCCAAGUGGCGCGAGGUUCUGGAAAUGAGUCUGGACUGGUGAACCCAAUGAAUUCAGUGUAGACAAAAAAAAAACUGUUUCAGCGUCACCUUGCAUGUGUUUUCACAGCAGCUUUUAACUCGGCUGUCUUCUUGCAGCUGCAAGCCAUGUCACUGAAAACGCGGAACUGACACCCUCCAACAGUGGCAUAGCUAGA
Dermacentor silvarum is the source of this 1978-nucleotide messenger RNA. RefSeq names its product cholesterol 7-desaturase nvd-like. The transcript has 10 exons. NCBI's taxonomy places the organism in Eukaryota, Metazoa, Arthropoda, Arachnida, Ixodida, Ixodidae. The record is from RefSeq and is a predicted model, not a curated record. Gene Ontology annotation, biological process: chlorophyll biosynthetic process; cholesterol metabolic process. The coding region runs from base 55 to 1824 and encodes 589 amino acids. Gene Ontology annotation, molecular function: protein binding; chlorophyllide a oxygenase activity; 2 iron, 2 sulfur cluster binding. Gene Ontology annotation, cellular component: chloroplast.